AUGAAAUAUAUCGCAUCUAGAUAUUUGUAAUUUAUAAGUUUGUUUACAUUUUGUUUAGGUUAGAGGGAAACUCCGAAUUUCAAUCAUUUUUAAUUCAACAAAGAUCGUCAAAAUGAUUCCUACAUGUGACACUUUGAGGAUUCUUCAUUUGCCUUCGCAUCUUUCCGAUGAUCGACGCGAUGUCUUGUUACAAAAAUAUGGUGCAAUAAAAACCAAAACGAUUCGACUAUCUGAGAAAUAUACUGUCACUUAUGCAAGGUUUUCGUCACAACAAUUGGCAGCAGAAGCACUGAUACGCCUCCAUCAAUUGAAUGUUCGAAGACAAUAUCUGUCGGUUCAGUAUGCCAAAAAGUCCGUGUUCACUGAAUAUCCGGAGCAAGAUAUUAACGAGUCACCAGCGAACAAUGAAGCAAAAAGAGCGGAGACUGCUAAUAAAUCUCACGUUCAAACAUUCCUACGCAAGUUAAAUAAUUGGACUAUAAAUCACGAGUUUAGUCAGCCUCCUCCGCCUAAUAUAAAAUACAAAUAUAUGCCACCGACGAAAAAUACAUUAAUAAGAAUAGCUAUACAGCUGUUAAAAGUACCAGCUUUUUAUACACAGGUAUUACAUUUAAUGAAUAAGAUGAAUCUACCACCUCCCUUUGAAGAAUUGGAGGUAGAAUUUCCUACUAUACUUAAGGAAGCAUAUGAUGUGGAGAAGUAUAAAGAUAUAUUUGAUAUAUUACAUGAACAUACGAAUGAAGACAAAGAAGAAGAAGAGGAGUCUGAAUUAGAAUCAGAUGGAGAAGACGUCAGGCCUCCAGAAAUUAUUCCUGUUAAAAGAAAGCGCCCACAAUCUACAAAACGUUUAAAAAUUCCAAAAUUUGUCAACCCUGCCAAAAUCACAGCUUCUUCAUCUACACAAAAAGUCAUCAAACCGGAAGAUAUGUUUGAGUCUGUUCAGCGUGAAGAGAUUAAAAAUCUUAAGAUUGAAUUAAAAACUUUGGAUAAAUCGUUGGACGAAGCAUCUGUGAAUAAGCAAGAUAACACUAUAGCAAUAGAUGGUGGAUUCGGUUUAAUGUCUCCAAUUAAUAAAACUACCAAAAACGCAAAGGAUAAUCAGGAAAAUGCAGAAACGCAAAAGAAUAAGUUUAUAACUUCUGAAGAAUUGGCAGCUAAUAGAAUUUCCAUUAAUGAUCAGAGAUUACUGCCAGUGUUCAAGAAUUAUCAUCCAGGCAAACCUUCCAAUCGUCUCUAUAUAAAGAACCUAGCGAAACAAGUAGAAACAAAGGAUCUGCAUUAUAUUUAUGAAAGAUAUGUUAUUGCAGGAUUGAAAGAUGUUGAAAAUGAAUAUGAUGUACGACUCAUGCAAGAGGGUAGAAUGAAGGGUCAAGCUUUUAUCACCUUACAAAAUAAUUUACAGGCCAAAAUGGCCCUCGAAGAAACUAAUGGAUAUAUAUUAAAAGAUAAACCUAUGGUUGUGCAAUUUGCCAAAGCUAAAAGUUAACAUAGAUAAUCUCUGCUCUAAUAUCAUCUUAAUUUAUUUCAUAACAUUAAGUCAUCGACAUUGUUAUAAUUAAAAAGAAAGAGAUUAUUACUGAAAAAUUUGGACAGAAACUAAAAUUUCUUAUCUAGUAUAUCCCUUUUUAAAUAUUUAGACAUGUCAUUGACCUUGUUGUUGCUUUUUCGCGAUACUGAUCAUCUGUCUCGAUUUGCGAUCGUUCAUUAUAUUCAUAUCAUCGAGCGCAGCUGUUAUCACGAGAAUUAACAAUUUGAUAAUUUUCCAUAAAUAAAAUUACAAUUAUUAAAAAUGUAAAUUAUUAUAGUAAAUCGGAUAAUUUAGCUGAAUUAGAUAAUUACAGCGCGAAGCACGCGCUUGUAUUGUCUAGUCUCGACUAAAAAGAAUUUAUUUAAAGAACAAAUAUAGAAAAAUAAAAAUAAAGAUAUAAAUGUAUAUAAUUCAAACUUGCAACAGAGUUGUAUAUCGAUAUAAUUUUAUUCAACAAUUAACAAUUAAAGAGAUACCUUAUUUGUUUCAUUUUAACGAGCAAUAAGAGUAUCAUACUACUAAGAAUGAACUUUGACAAAGGUAGCAACAGAUCUCUUGUUACUCUUCAAAAUUUUCAAUUGCAAUUUAACUAAGCAAAUAGAGCGUCCAGCGCUUUUGUGACUUCUGCGAAUAUUUCAUCUAUUGCUCCCUCCGCAUUGAUCUAAAAUAGAGUAAUUAAUUUUUGUAAGUUGAUGAAAUACCUAAUAUACAAUAGAAAUAAAGGAUAUUUAAUUAUCAAGA
This is a messenger RNA of Nylanderia fulva, 2269 nucleotides long. RefSeq names its product RNA-binding region-containing protein 3. The record is from RefSeq and is a predicted model, not a curated record. Gene Ontology annotation, cellular component: U12-type spliceosomal complex. Gene Ontology annotation, molecular function: U12 snRNA binding; pre-mRNA intronic binding. Gene Ontology annotation, biological process: mRNA splicing, via spliceosome. NCBI's taxonomy places the organism in Eukaryota, Metazoa, Arthropoda, Insecta, Hymenoptera, Formicidae.